Molecule: messenger RNA, 936 nt
Organism: Colletotrichum siamense
Lineage: Eukaryota; Fungi; Ascomycota; Sordariomycetes; Glomerellales; Glomerellaceae
Gene: yycR-0
Product: putative zinc-type alcohol dehydrogenase-like protein YycR
Exons: 2
Coding region: 1-936 (311 amino acids)
Molecular function (GO): zinc ion binding; oxidoreductase activity
Source: RefSeq, a predicted model, not a curated record
AUGGGACAUGAGGCCAUCGGAUACAUCUCAGAGCUUGGAAGCGCUGUGUCUGCGUUGGAGGUGGGUGACUACGUCAUCAUUCCCGACACUGUAAACCAUGGCCGGCUGGGGAUGGAGCCGACGGCUUUGGACUUUUACGGAAACGGAGCGGUUGUGACCGAUGGUCUUCAAUCUGAAUAUGCCAGAGUCAGGUUCGCCGACUCCAAUCUCAUCCCAAUUCCCCUCACUCACGAGACGACCAACAUCACCAUCGAGCAAGACUAUCUCACUAUUUCUGAUAUCUUCGCUACUGGCUGGGCUAGCCUUGACUUCUCUGGCUUCAAGACGGGAGACACCGUGGCAGUCUUUGGGGCCGGUCCGGUCGGGCUUUUGGCGGCCUAUUCCGCUGUACUUCGCGGCGCCUCGAAUGUGUAUGUGGUUGAUCAUGUCCAAGCCCGACUUGACCGCGCAGCCUCAAUUGGGGCCAUCCCCAUCAACUUUGCAGCCAGCGAUCCCGUCGCUCAAAUCCUGGCCUCCGAGCCGAACGGCGUUACGCGAUCCGUCGACUGCGUGGGUAUCGAAGUCCUGAACUCGACACUGGAGCACGAGCCGAACAUCAUUUUGAACCAGAUGGUCAACCUUACCCAUGUCGGUGGCGGAAUUGGUCAGGUUGGGGUGUACAUGGCCCAACCCGACUCGCCCGGCUCCCCUCUCGGAUCCACAUUCUCGCCCAUCGCUUCGUUUCCCCUUUCAGACUUCUUUGGAAAACGCUUGAAGUUCCAAGCCGGCCCUGUCGAUCCAAAGGUGUAUGCUCCGAUGCUUGUUGAGCUUAUCAGUAGCGGCAAAGCGAGCCCUCAUUUCGUGGCUUCAGCAAGUAUUUCAAUCGAGGAUGUUCCAGCAUACUACGCCCGGUUUAACGCGCACGACGAAAGCAAGGUUUUCAUCCACUUUCCUUGA